Molecule: messenger RNA, 1350 nt
Organism: Pieris macdunnoughi
Lineage: Eukaryota; Metazoa; Arthropoda; Insecta; Lepidoptera; Pieridae
Source: the annotation of a GenBank genome assembly
AUGGGCAAUCAGGGAUCAUCACCGCAUGAACCGCUGGAUCAUGUCCAGGCGCAGAAUCCAGAUUUGAAAAUGAAGUCGUCAGUGCGAGGGUCUGUGCGGCGGGCACGCGCAGCUGGCGCGUUGUCCCCGCCGCGCGCAGGCAUGGAGCGCCUGCGCCGGUCGUUCCGGGAGUCUUUCCGUCGGCGUAAAGGAAGCCCGCCCGAAUCGGCAAGGCCGCACCAAUGGCACGCGGAUGAGGCAGCCGUCCGAGCUGGUACCUGCACCUUCCCGGUCAAGUACCUCGGCUGCGUUGAGGUCUUCGAGUCCCGGGGUAUGCAGGUCUGCGAGGAGGCUCUUAAGGUGCUUCGGAAUUCACGUCGACGUCCCGUAAGAGCGGUGCUGCAUGUAAGUGGAGAUGGCCUCAGGGUAGUGGAAGAAGAGACUAAGGGUCUCAUAGUGGACCAGACUAUUGAGAAGGUGUCGUUUUGUGCCCCGGACAGGAACCACGAACGGGGAUUCAGUUAUAUUUGCCGCGAUGGAACGACGCGUCGCUGGAUGUGUCACGGGUUCCUGGCGUCACGUGAUAGUGGCGAGAGGCUUUCGCACGCAGUGGGUUGCGCCUUCGCAGCCUGCCUUGAGCGCAAGCAACGCCGGGACAAGGAGUGCGCCGUGUCUAUGAGCAUUGAUGCCGCUUCACAUGCCUUUACGCGGCAAGGAUCCUUCCGGAAGUCGGUGAUCGGUCGUCGCGUGUCAGAGGCAGACGCUGGUCCGCCGGUGACUCCGGCUCCCCUGGCGACGCCCCCUAAUCCAAAAGCACCGAGCCCUGCCCCAGUGCCAAUUGCGCCCGUCGUGCCCCAGAGCCAACGCCCCGCGCCCCACAAUCCCUUCGCUGUGGAGCGCCCCCACGCUGCCCCACAUCUGCUGGAGAGACAGGGCUCGUUCCGCGGCUUUGCUCAUCUCAAUAACAAUUCUCCAUUCAAGCGCCAGAUGUCGCUACGAAUCAGCGAGCUACCGUCAAACGUUGAGCGACAACGAUUGGGGCUCGGUUCGCCCGCGACCCCGCCUUUGCCCGCCCCGCCCAUUCCCGCUUUGCCCACGAUGCCCGCCUUGCCUGCGCUGCCCGCACCUAAUGAUAUUGAAGCUAUAGAGGACGCGGAAUCUGACCCAGUGGCUGAAAUGUGUCAGCAGCUGUCUCUCGGGCUCCGGGCCCUCACGGAGGAGCCGGUACCCGCAGCGGUGGGUGCUCUGCCCCAUCCCGAGGCGUGGCUGGGGCGCGUCGCCCGGGCUCCGCCCUUGUCAGCCGGCGGAAGGGCCGCUUCCUUCGCGGGACACGCCACUACCAACCCUUUUCUUACACCCGCACCCCUCUAA